CGAACCUUUCUUCCACCUUAGUCAAGUUUUCCUCCGUCCGAAAAGUGACGGCUCCAUUAAACUGAAAAUGGAAUUCUCCUGCAGUAGCAACCGUGCCGGAGCGUCGACGGAGCUCUCCGUCUGUUCUUCACCUUCUUCGUCGUAUUCGUUCUCCUUGUCGGAGUUCGAUCAGCCAUUUACUGAACAGCAACUCCAGGCGAUCGAGGCCAUUGAAGCUGCAUAUCAGUCCACCACCGCCAAAAGGCGACGAGAAAAUGAGGUCUUGUGUGUUUCUCCCAACUCCGGCCGUCGAUUGCCUCGCUCCAUUUCGUCUCUCCAGUCUCCACAUUCUUCUCCAUUAUCGCCCUGUCGAGUUACCUCGAAGAUGAGAUUUCCUGCCUUGAAAUUUGGUGGCCGAAUUGUUUAUAGUAGAACUGCUAGUGAGGUAGAUAGAGCAUCCAGGGAGCUAGCAAAGAAAAUCAACUCCAUGAGGAAAGGAAUGGAUCAAAUUACUAUCGGAUUCGAUAUCGAGUGGAAACCCACGUUUAGAAGAGGUGUUCCACCCGGAAAGGCAGCAGUCAUGCAACUGUGCUUGGACCAUUCACAGUGCCAUGUGAUGCAUAUCAUUCAUUCAGGAAUACCCCGAAGUUUGCAGGCUCUUCUUGAAGAUGACACACUCAGUAAGGCUGGAGUUGGCAUUGUUAAUGAUGCUAUGAAAGUUUUUAAAGAUCAUAACGUGUCUAUCAAAGCAGUCGACGAGAUCUCGAAUCUAGCUAAUCGAAAGCUUGCUGGAGUUCCCAAAAAAUGGAGCCUUGGAUCUUUAACUGAGGCGCUCAUAUCAAAAGAGCUUCCAAAACCGAGCAAGAUCAGACUUGGAAACUGGGAGGUCGCUGUGUUAUCUAAGGAGCAACUGCAUUAUGCUGCCACAGACGCCUUUGCUUCUUGGUACUUACAUGAGAUCUUAAAGGGAUUUCCAGAUCCUCAAGAAGCAGCAGAUUCAGAGGGAGAUGAGGAACCAAUAUGUGUGAUGCCACAAUGACAUCCAAUGGUUGCAUUAAGAUCGAAGCUCAACACUCAGCUAAGUUAUCCAAUUUAUCUAAUUAAUUUUAUUGUUGAAAUUGUUUCUUAUCUUAAGAAACUCUAAAUUAAUCUUAUUGUUGAUUUACUCUAUAUGUAUAUGUCGGGUGUGGACUUCGAAAUGUUAGACACGUCGAUGAAAAUUCAACAUCCCGAAUAUAUCAAGGGUAAUGUUGGAAAUUCUUA
Molecule: messenger RNA, 1242 nt
Organism: Cucurbita pepo subsp. pepo (vegetable marrow)
Lineage: Eukaryota; Viridiplantae; Streptophyta; Magnoliopsida; Cucurbitales; Cucurbitaceae
Gene: WRNEXO
Product: Werner syndrome-like exonuclease
Biological process (GO): nucleobase-containing compound metabolic process
Molecular function (GO): nucleic acid binding; 3'-5' exonuclease activity
Source: RefSeq, a predicted model, not a curated record